Mucor velutinosus is the source of this 786-nucleotide messenger RNA. RefSeq lists its product as uncharacterized. Lineage: Eukaryota; Fungi; Mucoromycota; Mucoromycetes; Mucorales; Mucoraceae. Bases 1 to 786 code for a protein of 261 amino acids. Gene Ontology annotation, cellular component: endoplasmic reticulum membrane. The record is from RefSeq and is a predicted model, not a curated record. The transcript has 6 exons. Gene Ontology annotation, molecular function: phosphatidate cytidylyltransferase activity.
AUGACACUCAUCCAAGCAAAGGCCUUUCAUGAGCUUCGAAGAAUCGGCCUGACCAUUGACAAUGUACAUCGCGAAAAGACUCAAAUCUACUCGGAUUGUGGGCUAUUCUUGAUAGCUCUUUUAUGCUUGACAGAUGCGAUUUGGUUCAACGGCAGCAAAUUUUUUGAAUGGUUCAUGCUCUACACUCAAUGGUUUGUUUUGUGGGUCGCCUUUGUCUUGAAUCAAGCAAGCUCUAGCUCUAUUCUUGGCCAGCGAAUUGCCCAUCAGUCUUGGGUUCAUCUGUCUAUUCUAUAUACAUUGACGCAGCCUGCAUUUAUUCAUUGGAAUAUAGCUAAUGGCGGAUUGUUUUGGUUCAUAUUUCCUUGCUUUUUGGUUAUAUGCAAUGAUUGCUCUGCUUACUAUUGUGGCAGUCGCUGGGGAAAAACAAAAUUGAUUAGUUUGAGUCCAAACAAGACAGUAGAAGGAUUUGUUGGUGCGCUUUGUAUUACAGUCUUAUUUGGCUAUAUCACUUCUAAAGUGCUUUGUAGAUUCGAUAGCUUGAUAGCUGACAAUAACCUGGAAAUCUACGACAACAUAGGAUACCACGGCGUAACUAUGGCGCUCUAUGCUUCAAUAUUUGCUCCUUUUGGUGGAUUUCUUGCAAGUGCUUUGAAAAGAGCAGCCAAUAUCAAGGAUUUUGCUGGUUGGAUUCCUGGUCAUGGAGGCAUCGUAGAUCGUGUCGAUUGCCAAUUAUUCAUGGCUGUUUUUACCUAUCUCUAUUAUCAACGAGUUGUAAACGCACAAUAG